ACUACUAUUAUUAGUUCCCGAGGCUUGCUUUCCUACUGAACAGAUUUCAAUUCUUCUCUAGAUUUACUGAUGGUGUUGCUGUCCCGCUGUAGCUAGGCGAAUACACUGAUUGUCGUAGUUGAAACUCAAAUUCUCUGCUGACUAGUACGAUCCUGCAGAAUUCGGCAGAAGCUCACCUAGACGGAUCGAAGACUCUCACUCAGACCACGGACGGUCAUUCCGUCGAGGACGGGGAAUACAAGACUAGGCCUCUGAGCGAACCUUGGCAACGGAGGGUCAACAACCUAUUGACUAUUGAUACCAUGUCAAGGGAAUUAACGUCAACCGCGUGUGGAAUGGACAGCAUUGUAUUCGACGUGUGGGUAGAACAUGUACUGCCCUUGUUGUCCAUCCGGGACAUCUUUCGGCUGUGUGGAACCUCCAGGCAGGUUCCGUCGCUGCUGUUCUGGGAAGACACGUUUAGACAUCUAUGUCGGCAACGCUAUCAACUCAGUCCUGCUUUGGACGUGUCAUAUAUAGACGUUGCCAGAAACCUGGAAAUUGUCACCGGUGUGGCUGGCCUGUAUCAUAGCCGGUGCAUCGAUACCAUGCAUUGCAUUUACGGCAGCGAUGUGGAUGUUGGUUUGGUCGGCAGAGAAAAGAAGCAGUCGAUUAUCACACUGUCGUGCCUAGAGUUGAUGCUGCCAGCACAGUUGAGUCAUACCACGAGCUGGGACAGCGCUGGCCUGUUCAAGUCACUCGCCGAACGCCAUUUACUACAUGCACAAGAAGAUCGAGAGUUCCUACCAAACCUUUUGCUGAGGGAAAUCGACCGAAACGUUAAGUCGACCAAAGACUUGAGUUCCCUUUGCUUUGAACCAUUGCAGUACCUGUUUAGAGAUGUGGCAGAUUUGUUUAAGCGUUUCGCAUCGAAGAAAUCGCGUCAAGCAGUGAUUAUCAACUCGAUGGAACCACUUGUUUCAAGGAUGACCAAAUACAUACCUUACUUUAACCGCUCGCGGAGGCUUAUGAAAAUUGCGCAUUCCCUGCACAAUUUAGCCCAGAAAGACAGAAAAUUGUUAUCAGCUCUGGAACUUGAAGAUCUCAACGCAUUUCCCCUUAUCGACGAUGAUGAUGAGUGGACGGACUCGUAUAACCCUUACUACCAUUGUGAUAUCAACUAUUACGACAAUUAUGAUCUGGGCGAAGAUAUGGAUAUGUCCCGAACAUUGGUCGACAUGGCCGCCAAGCUCUCAGAAAAGCACUCAGUUCUGAAGCUGCUGAUAAUGGGUAGGCUUAAGACAUUGAAUCCCGAGAAUUACUUCAUGGCUCUCAACGAAUAUGAAGAAUUCUGGAAGAGUUUGGCUAAGUCAAGUCGCCCCAGUCGUGAAGUUCUAUGCAGCGGCUUGGGAAGCCAUCUACUUUCAUCAAUAUCAGGAUCGCCUGAUCAGAAGCUAUGGACGAUACCGGAGCUAGUGAACGCCAUGAAGAAUUUUGGAAAAAACUAGUUUCCUUUGCGGCCAGAAAAGCUACCGCUUUCAGAGAAGCAAAGAAGACCAGAAUGUGUGCAAGAAGACGAAAAGAAAGAAGACGAAGAACGCGAAGAAUAGUCCAAUUAUCAUCUAAACAGCGCCCCGUGUCACGAUCGCCUGAUCAGAAGCUAUGGACGAAAGCGGAGCUAGUGAACGCCAUGAAGAAUUAUGGAAAAAAACUAGUUUUCUUUGCGGCCAGAAAAGCUACCGCUUUCAGAGAAGCAAAGAAGACCAGAAUGUGUGCAAGAAGACGAAAAGAAAGAAGACGAAAAACGCGAAGAAUAGUCCUAUUAUCAUCUAAACAGCGCCCCGUGUCAACAACCGAUUCCCAUGGCGAUCACACCGACACACACGCGCACGCAGACACACCAAGACACGUAUACACAUGGAGGUACAUUUGACACCCCACAUUACAUUGUAUAUUGCAAUGUUAUGCAUCUCGAACUUCGUGAUUGUAUACCUCCUUAUUUUGAUAGUCCACUUCACCCGCCCUUGUUAACACACGGCUAGUUGUUACCGUUUCAAGUAUUCAAUGAUGAUGAUGAUUGACUAGAUCCUCCUUAUCCUCUUUUUUAUUUAUUUUGUCAGUUCUAGUU
Messenger RNA from Sycon ciliatum, 2107 nucleotides. RefSeq lists its product as uncharacterized. The transcript has 3 exons. NCBI's taxonomy places the organism in Eukaryota, Metazoa, Porifera, Calcarea, Leucosolenida, Sycettidae. The coding region runs from base 303 to 1487 and encodes 394 amino acids. The record is from RefSeq and is a predicted model, not a curated record.